AUGUACUGGCACUUCUUAGUGGAAGGUAUCCAAGGUCGACUCAACGAAAGCAACCAUUAUUUUGUUCGCAAGGUGCUAGAGGUGUGCAUAGAACGAAUCACGAAGAACCGAAAGGGAUUCUACCACCGUCACCAUGGCACAUGGUUGAUGGUGCGGUCAUGCACACGAAGUGCAUUAGCCCUUCUUGCUGCUGCCCAGCAUAAUGACCUGAAAGGGUUCCUUCCACUGGACUGGAAGAAAGCAGUGAUUGAUGUCACAGCGAUGCUCAAUUUUUGGCAAGAUGAAUCCAGAGAUGUGCUAGAGAUGCUCAGCAUGGUGGAACUGCUUCUGAGAGAGGAGGAUAGUGCAGAUUGCCAAUAG
Molecule: messenger RNA, 360 nt
Organism: Penicillium macrosclerotiorum
Lineage: Eukaryota; Fungi; Ascomycota; Eurotiomycetes; Eurotiales; Aspergillaceae
Exons: 1
Coding region: 1-360 (119 amino acids)
Source: RefSeq, a predicted model, not a curated record